UUUGUGAGGAAUAAGCGGACAGCGGCAAAGAUCCCUGGAGGUGCGGCAUUUCUUUGUAUUUGCAUCGUUUCUGUUGUCUUUUUUCCUCCCUCCACGCCCGCAGAGAACAGACUAUCUGUUCGACAUUUUUAAAAGACCCAAAUGCCCGGUCCCACCCAAGCCCUUUCCCCAAAUGGAGAGAAUAACAACGGCAUCGUCCCGGACAACGGAUCCAACAUCAUUCCUUACAGGAAAAAUACAGUGCGGGGAGAGCGGGCCUACAGUUGGGGGAUGGCGGUCAACGUAUAUUCUACCUCAAUAACCCAGGAGACUAUGAGCAGGCAUGAUAUCAUUGCCUGGGUUAAUGAUAUUCUCUGCCUGAACUACACAAAAGUGGAGCAGCUGUCUUCAGGAGCUGCCUAUUGUCAGUUCAUGGACCUGCUCUUUCCCGGCUGCAUCAGUCUUAAGAAGGUCAAGUUUCAAGCUAAACUGGAGCACGAAUACAUUCACAAUUUCAAACUAUUGCAAGCGUCUUUUAAGCGGAUGAAUGUGGACAAGAUUAUUCCUGUGGAGAAACUGGUUAAAGGCAGAUUUCAAGACAAUCUUGAUUUCAUUCAGUGGUUUAAGAAAUUCUUCGAUGCCAAUUAUGAUGGUAAAGAGUAUGACCCGAUUGCAGCCAGACAGGGUCAGGACGCCAUUCCUCCCCCUGAUCCCGGCGAGCAGAUCUUCAAUUUGCCAAAGAAGUCUCAUCAUGCAGCCAGCUCCCCCACUGCAGGAGCCUCCAGGUUUAGCUCUACAACCCCCAAAUCUACAACACCAACAUCCAGACCCUCAUCAGCCAAAAAGAUUCCUGUAGCUGGAUCAACUCCCGCCAAAGGAGAGAAGGAACUGGAAGCACAAGUCGCACAUCUCACUGAGCAGGUGAACACGUUAAAGUCGGCUCUGGAAGGAGUGGAGAAAGAGCGCGACUAUUAUUUUAGCAAACUGCGAGAAGUAGAACUUCUGUGUCAGGAGCAGGGUGAAGAAAACGCGCCGUUUGUUGAUCGACUGAUGGAGGUUCUUUACGCUUCAGACGAGCAGGAUCGAGGGGAGUUGGCCGAGGGUGAAGACAAGGAUGAGAACCAGCAUGAAGAGGGACCAGAUGAUCAGCAGGAGGAACAGGAUGAAUAUUGACUGCCAGCAUUCCUCUCUGCCACCACACCCCUCUUUUUAAUAUGUGAGAACUCUGACGUUUUUCUCAUGGUGCAUUUUUUCUUUUUUUCUUUUUUUGACCCCUUCCAAGACCAGAAACACAUGAAGAAAGCUCCUGACCAGAAGUACCAUCACAGAUUUCUCUUUUUUGCCCCCCCCCCACACCCUGCUCACUGUUUAGUGUUGUGACUUUUGGUAAGCUGCUGUGAUAGCUUUGUGUUGGUGGUCUCCUCCACUGACAGACAAGCUCCGACCAUCAUUUUGGAGUGGGUGACAAGUCCAUUCAAACCUGUUGUCGAUGUGAUGAAACUCUAAAGUUAAAUCAGGUAAAACGGUACCUGACAAGUGCAUAUGUUAUGUUUGUACUUUUUUAUUUUUAAAUUUUGUUAUUUCAAAGAUCAAUAUUCAUCACAAGAAUGCAAUAAGCAAAGCCCUGGAAGGGCGUACAGUAGCUCUUAUUUAACCUUUUCCCAUGAGUUGCACUGACGUUGACUCUUUUAUUGGACAAUCUGUCCAUAGCUGUAUUUAUUAUUGUUCUUAAGCCUUAGUAAUAGUGCAAAAAUCUGUAUCGCAUCUUCUUGAAUGAGGACAAGGUUUAAAAUUAUUAAUGAAACAUUAGAAUGCCAACUUAUAUCUGUUUGGCAGCUUUUCCUCACCAGUGGUUUUCAGGUUUUAUCGGUGUGUUGGACAAUGUUAUUCAAACUUUUGCAACUUGGUUUAGUGCUAGCCGUUUAUUUGCUAUAAAAAGGAGCAGUUAUUAUUCUGGACUAGUCUUACAAGGAACAGCAUUUUAAAUGUUUUUCUCUGCUGUAAAAUGUUUUCACCGCUCAGACUUCUGCCAUUUUUUUUUUUUUUUUUUUUUUUUUUNNGCCACAGGUCUUAGGGAGUCUGUUCACUGAGCAAUUUGCCUCACUAUAUUCCAGUAAGUACAUUGUAUACCCUUUAUUAUUGCAUUUACUAAUAAUGAACUGGUCAGUGCACCAAAACGCUUUAGUUAUAUAUUACUGUGUAAAUGAAAAAGGAAUGUAAACAUGUACUGUCAAUAAUAAUGAAUGGUAAAUAUGUUUUUUUUUUCCAUGUCCCACUCAUUAUGCAUUCCCUGAAAAAUGUGUUGCAUGUGUGCAUUUUUAUUUGUGAAUAAAUUGACCUGCUUUUUACAUAUUUAAUAAAAAAAUAGACAUGUUAAAUGUGCUUGUGUAUGUUUAACCUGCUAUUUGAGCGAUGUUUAGAUCCAGAUGGUUUUGCUGUAAUAAAAUUGCAUUUUGAGUC
Molecule: messenger RNA, 2439 nt
Organism: Oryzias melastigma (Indian medaka)
Lineage: Eukaryota; Metazoa; Chordata; Actinopteri; Beloniformes; Adrianichthyidae
Gene: mapre2
Product: microtubule-associated protein, RP/EB family, member 2
Exons: 7
Coding region: 142-1152 (336 amino acids)
Biological process (GO): regulation of microtubule polymerization or depolymerization; spindle assembly; protein localization to microtubule plus-end
Cellular component (GO): spindle midzone; microtubule organizing center; cytoplasmic microtubule
Molecular function (GO): microtubule plus-end binding
Source: RefSeq, a predicted model, not a curated record